Leptinotarsa decemlineata (Colorado potato beetle) is the source of this 1163-nucleotide messenger RNA. Its product is annotated as venom allergen 5. Gene Ontology annotation, cellular component: extracellular region. The record is from RefSeq and is a predicted model, not a curated record. NCBI's taxonomy places the organism in Eukaryota, Metazoa, Arthropoda, Insecta, Coleoptera, Chrysomelidae.
UUCGAGUUUGCAGAAUUUACAUCGAACCUUGUUUAUCAGUUCAUACACGAGUUUAUCAUAGGUUUGAAUCACGGAAGAAUUGUUAGAAGCAUUGAACGUUUCAUUCGUAAUUACCUUUGAUAACGACCAUUCUCAUUGUUUGGGUAUAAAUUUAUUUACAGUUCGCACAGAUCCAUACGUGUUUUUAUGAAGUCAAGAAUGAGUUCACGAAUAAUAGAACUAUCUUUGUUCAUUGUUAUAGUUGCAGCAAGUGACAAUAAGUAUUGUCAGUUUUCUUGUAAUGGAUCGGCGCAUACUGUAUGUAACAGAGAAAAAGAGAAAUGUGACGCCGGCCCUCUCUGCGGUUCAGAGUUCAAAUACAUCGAAUUAACAGAUGAUGACAGACAAUUUAUUUUGGACCUUCAUAAUAAUUUGAGAAAUGAAAUUGCAUCAGGUCAACACUUAUCACCUCCUGCUGCCAACAUGAAUGCUCUGAGUUACAACAAAGAGCUGGAAUUCAUCGCUCAUUGUUGGGCCAACGCCUGUAAUGGAAAACCUUUGAAACACGAUGUUUGCAGAAGAACAGCUGAAUACAACUAUGUAGGACAAAACUUAGGAUGGUGGAGCAGUACAUCGUCCGAUUUUGAUUUGAGGAGUGGCAUAAAAAAAUCGAUCAUGAACUGGUUUAAUGAAGUGGCAAAUUUCGAUCCCGCUGUCACAAAUUCCUUCGCCUCAGGGAAAAAAACUAUAGGACAUUACACUCAGUUGGUUUGGGCAGAUACGCUAGAAAUAGGCUGUGGCGUUUCAUUCUACAUAAAACAGAGGGAAGGCAGAAGAUGGUAUGACAAAAUACUUGCUUGUAACUACGGACCAGGAGGUAAUUAUUUGGGACAACCGGUAUACAAAAUUGGAAAACCAGCUUCGAAAUGUUCGAAACGCAAACCCAAUAAGAAGUACACAGCGCUCUGUGGGAAAGAUAUACCAUUGAAUCAGACAUUGAGAUUUAAAGAUGAAUUUUUCAACGUGUCGAUAUGAGAAAAGCAGUUGAAUUUUUUGAUUUUUGAGAUAUUCAUUAUUGUACUUCAUGGUAAUAUUGAAAAGACGUAGCACGAACCUAUGUUCCACUUGUUAACACAUUAAAUGCACCUUGUGUGCAUGACACCAAUAAAAAAUUGUAGGAAAUU